AUGUCGCGUGUCCAGCUGCUCUAUCGAGCCCUCCCUACCUCCAAAGCAACGGUCUUCUACCGCGAGGCCGGCGCACAGACCGCCCCGACCAUCCUCCUCCUCCACGGCUUCCCGUCAUCCUCGCACCAGUACCGCAACCUCAUUCCUAUCCUCGCGACAAAGUAUCGAGUCCUCGCACCAGACCUACCAGGCUUUGGGUUCACCACCGUCCCCGAAGGUUUCCAGUAUACCUUCGACAAUCUUGCGACGGUGAUUUCGGAGUUCUUAGACCAACUCAAGAUCAAGAAGUUCUCCGUGUACAUUUUCGACUAUGGUGCGCCCACCGGCCUCCGAAUUGCAUUGCAGCGCCCAGACGCCGUGCAGGCUAUCAUCAGCCAGAACGGCAAUGCAUAUGAAGAAGGUUUAGGCGCGUUCUGGGAUCAGAUCCGCGAGCUGUGGUACAGCAACAACGAGCCUAACGUCCGCGCCAAGCUUGCGUCCGCAUUGCUCAGUUUCGAAGCCACGAAAUGGCAGUAUGAGGAGGGGACGCAGGAGGAAAAAUUGCGAUCGCUUGCCCCGGAAUCGUACCAUCUGGAUUACGCCUUGCUGCAGCGCCCUGGUAACUCGGAGGCUCAGCUCGACCUGUUCUGGGAUUACCGAAAUAAUCUGCCAUUUUACCCCAGGUUCCAGGAGUACUUUCGAAAUUCGCAGGUCCCCUUGCUGGCUGUUUGGGGCAAGAAUGAUCAGAUUUUCAUCCAACCUGGUGCGGAGGCGUUCAGACGUGACUUGCCCGGUGCAGAAGUGGUCCUGCUCGAUGCAGGACAUUUUGCCGUUGAGACCGAGACAGCGGAGAUCGGCGAGUUGAUCCUGCACUUCCUGCACAAGAACAAAAUAUGA
This is a messenger RNA of Aspergillus mulundensis, 876 nucleotides long. RefSeq names its product alpha/beta fold hydrolase. Bases 1 to 876 code for a protein of 291 amino acids. The transcript has a single exon. The record is from RefSeq and is a predicted model, not a curated record. Gene Ontology annotation, molecular function: epoxide hydrolase activity. Lineage: Eukaryota; Fungi; Ascomycota; Eurotiomycetes; Eurotiales; Aspergillaceae.